Molecule: messenger RNA, 787 nt
Organism: Telopea speciosissima
Lineage: Eukaryota; Viridiplantae; Streptophyta; Magnoliopsida; Proteales; Proteaceae
Exons: 1
Coding region: 115-633 (172 amino acids)
Source: RefSeq, a predicted model, not a curated record
AUAUACACGGAGAGGCACUUUUACCUCACAAAAUUUCGAAACCUUUGGAAGGAAAAUUCACCGACUCAAACCCUUCUGCUCUCUUUCCUUCUCACAUCGUCUUCUCAGACAGAUAUGGAAGCAACAAAAUUCCGGUUAUUGUCGCAAACAGCUGUGACGCUGCCGUCGCUGAAGCAGCGGCGAACAAGUAACAACACAAAAUGCAAGAGAAAUGGACGGUUUGUGCCGCCGCUUAAGGUGGUGGGCAUGGCAAAGGAAAGCAGUGGCAGCGGCGAUAGCAUCAUAGAGAAGGUAGCCAUACUGGGUGGUUUAGUGUCGACGCCGGUGAUCGGGUGGUCUCUCUACACGCUUAAAACAACUGGGUGUGGCCUUCCACCAGGCCCAGGGGGCUCAAUAGGUGCACUAGAAGGUGUGAGCUACCUAGUGGUGGUAGGUAUCACGGCUUGGUCUUUGUACACCAAGACCAAAAGAGGCUCUGGUUUGCCUAAUGGGCCUUAUGGGCUUUUGGGAGCUGUGGAAGGGCUAUCUUACUUGGCUUUGCUUGCUAUAGCAGUUGUGUUUGGGUUGCAGUUCUUGGAGAAGGGCUCUCUUCCUGGCCCAGUACCAGUACCAGGAGACCAAUGCUUUGGCUGAGGUUCUUUCUGUUCCUUUUUUUUGUUUUUUCCAGUAAAUUUCCUUUCCUUUUUCCUAUCUGUUUAUUUUGUUAAUUUGUUCUAAUGGGUCUCAGAAAUGAAAAAUGUGUUUAAAUUAUGUUAUUUGAGAGUUAAUAAAUGAUAAUGAAAUGGUA